CAUCCCUUUUCCCUUCAUCAUUUAUAUGAUUCCUCUCCCAGUCACCAAACUCUGCUAUUCCUCCAAACACCACUCACCUGCAAAGAGACGCACAGCAGGAGGAAAAAAGAAGAAGGAGAGAGUGUAGAACCCAACAAUGGAAGCUCUCAUGUCCCAAUUCACCUUCCUCUCCGAUCAGGCACUGCACGACAAGAGCUUCGACCCGUCCACGAUCGAGGACCUCAUGCGGCUGUUCGAGAUCGAGGCCUACAAGUCGUGGGCGGCCGCGGAGCUCGAGGGCCGGGAGGAGGAGCUCAAGGCCGAGGCGGUCCUGGAGGAGGCCGAGGCUGAACUUAACUCGGCCAUGGAGAGGGCCAUGGACGAGUUCCGGCGGUUUGAGGAGGAGGCCGAUCGGAUAUCAAAGGAGGAGCACAACAAGCUGGUGGAGACGGCCGAGAGGGCAAGGACCAUGGGGAACGUGAUGGAGAAGGCCGCCAGCAUCGCCUCGAAGAAGUAUGUCGAGGCCGCUAUCAACUCCGCCACCGCGUCGAUGAGAUCCGCCUUGAAGGGGCUGUCCACCAAGAAGGUCCAUCCUUCCUGAGUGGUUCUAGUAUGCAUAUCCAUACCCCGGAAGCCGUAGAACCCGUGAUUUCCGGAUUCGAAAAUAUCGGUAUCUUAUAUGAUGUCCUAAUGCUCAUGUUUAAGGCAAUAACAGUGGAAACAUGUAAUAUGUCCCAGAAAUCUUAGGGAAGUGGCUUCUCUUACUCGGCCAAAUCGUCCCUCUGAUCUGACUAUGCCUUGUAUGACUCCUGUAGUAAACACAAAUUGAUUAUUGCAGCAUACUGAAAAACGUCAGAAGUUUAGAUCCA
This is a messenger RNA of Punica granatum (pomegranate), 848 nucleotides long. Lineage: Eukaryota; Viridiplantae; Streptophyta; Magnoliopsida; Myrtales; Lythraceae. The record is from RefSeq and is a predicted model, not a curated record.